AUGAUGGUGGAGGAUCUAGGUGUGGAGGCGAAGGAAGCGGCGGUGAGGGAGGUGGCCAAGCUUCUGCCGCUGCCGGAGCUUUUGCAGUCCAUCUCCUCAAUCAAAGCUGAUUACAUUUCCCGUCAGCAGUCUGUGACCAAUAUUGUAAUUUACUCUGUAUUUCUGGUGCAGGUUGAACAGGCACAAGCGGGCCUUGACUCACUUUCCUUGUCCCAGAAGACAAUAAGUGAACUGAGAGAGAAUUUUGUGGAGAUUGAGAAGUUAUGCCAAGAAUGCCAAACAUUGAUUGAGAAUCAUGAUAAAAUCAAACUCCUCAGUAAUGCUAGAAAUAACCUGAACACAACUCUGAAGGAUGUAGAGGGUAUGAUGUCAAUCUCUGUUGAGGCUGCUGAGGCACGUGAUUCCUUGAGUGAUGACAAGGAACUUAUAAACACCUAUGAGAGAUUAACUGCACUGGAUGGGAAGCGACGGUUUGCUUUAGCAGCUGCUUCAUCUCAUGAAGAAGAGGUUGGUCGAUUGAGUGAAUACUUUGAAGAUAUAGAUCGAACAUGGGAGACAUUUGAGAAGACGCUAUGGGGUCAUAUGUCGAACUUCUUCAAACUUGCUAAGGAAAGCCCGCAAACACUAGUUCGUGCACUGAGGGUUGUUGAGAUGCAAGAAAUCCUGGAUGAACAAUUGGCUACUGAAGCAGCUGAGGCUGAAGGAGGUGGUGAAAUGGAUUCUAUAGCAAAUCCUCGUAGAAAUGCCAAUUCAAUAGCAUCUUCUAGAAAUCUUACACAGCAAAAAUUGAAGGUUCGAGGCAAAGGCUACAAGGAUAAAUGUUAUGAGGAAAUAAGGAAGUCUGUCGAAGCACGGUUCAGCCGAUUGCUUAGUGAGCUUGUAUUUGAGGAUCUAAAAGGAGCUUUAGAGGAGGCUAAACAGAUAGGUGAAGAACUUGGAGAUAUUUAUGAUUAUGUUGCUCCCUGCUUCCCACCUAGAUAUGAAAUAUUCCAGCUUAUGGUGAACCUUUAUACUGAGAGAUUUAUUCAGUGGCUGAGACUACUCAGUGACAGGGCUAAUGAUCUGACUAAUAUAGAGAUAUUGAAGGUAGUAACUGGCUGGGUGGUCGAUUACCAAGAAAAUCUGAUCGGACUUGGAGUUGACGAGGCUCUGGCUCAAGUUUGUUCUGAGAGUGGUGCAAUGGAUCCUCUAAUGAAUGCUUAUGUUGAACGAAUGCAAGCCACAACAAGGAAAUGGUACUUGAAUAUACUAGAGGCUGAUAAGGUACAGCCACCAAAGAAAACGGAUGAUGGAAAACUGUACACGCCUGCUGCCGUGGAUUUGUUUCGCAUCCUUGGAGAGCAAGUACAGAUUGUACGAGAAAAUAGCACUGAUGUUAUGUUAUACAGAAUUGCUUUGGCCAUCAUUCAGGUAAUGAUUGAUUUUCAAGCAGCUGAAAGGCAGAAAUUGGAAGAACCUGCUUCUGAGAUUGGUCUAGAAGCUUUAUGUGCAAUGAUCAACAACAAUCUUCGGUGCUAUGAUCUUGCCAUGGAACUAAGUUCAAGCACACUUGAAGCCCUCCCUCAGAAUUAUGCUGAGCAGGUAAACUUUGAGGACACUUGCAAAGGGUUUCUGGAGGUUGCAAAGGAGACUGUUCAUCAAACAGUUUGUGUUAUUUUUGAAGAUCCAGGAGUCCAGGAGUUACUUGUAAAGCUGUACCAGAAAGAUUGGUUGGAAGGACAGGUGACUGAAUACUUAGUUGCGACAUUUGGUGACUACUUCACAGAUGUCAAAAUGUACAUAGAAGAAAGGUCAUUUCGGAGAUUUGUUGAGGCCUGUCUGGAAGAAACUAUUGUUGUCUAUGUUGAUCACCUCCUUGUCCAGAAAAAUUAUAUCAAAGAAGAGACUAUUGAAAGGAUGAAGCUAGAUGAAGAGGUCCUCAUGGACUUUUUCCGGGAAUAUAUCAGUGUUUCCAAAGUUGAAAAUCGAGUACGGGUACUCGGUGACUUGAGAGAACUUGCUUCCUCAGAAAGCCCAGAUUCUUUCACGCUCGUGUACACAAAUAUUCUCGAACAUCAACCAGAUUGUCCUCCAGAAGUUGUUGAAAAAAUUGUAGGCUUACGAGAAGGCAUACCAAGAAAAGAUGCUAAAGAGGUGGUUCAAGAGUGCAAAGAAAUAUAUGAAAAUUCUCUUGUUGAUGGCAAUCCUCCCAAGGCAGGAUUUGUUUUCCCUAAAGUGAAGUCCCUCACGGUCUCGAAAGGUCGCCUGUGGCGCAAACUCACUUAA
This is a messenger RNA of Striga hermonthica, 2265 nucleotides long. NCBI's taxonomy places the organism in Eukaryota, Viridiplantae, Streptophyta, Magnoliopsida, Lamiales, Orobanchaceae. The record is from the annotation of a GenBank genome assembly.